Molecule: messenger RNA, 1317 nt
Organism: Colletotrichum orchidophilum
Lineage: Eukaryota; Fungi; Ascomycota; Sordariomycetes; Glomerellales; Glomerellaceae
Exons: 3
Coding region: 1-1317 (438 amino acids)
Source: RefSeq, a predicted model, not a curated record
AUGCUUCGCUCUUCGCGCCAACUCAUGCGGUUGGCUCCGCGCAAAGCCGCAGCUCCCUCAGCAAUCCCCUCAACAUCAUACUCGACGAGGGCUUCACCAAAUUCCCUCCAAACCUCCAAGCGACCUGCUUCCGCCCUCCAGUCGCGCCUGACUCCUUUGUCCCUCCAAGCGUGGUACACAAAUUCGCCCUACGACAAGGUCGACAAGAAGGCCGAGCAGGAGAUUGCGAAAAAGAAGCUCGAGUCUCGGCCUGAAGAGGUCUCGACUGAGUCGUCUAGAAUCCACCUCUUUGAGCCGGAGCCCGCCAAAACACAGAAGGAAGAGGACCUCACCGAAGGACUCAAGAAGGAGUUGAACAUUGUCAAGGACACCUUCAAUCUGAGCGAAGUGCCAAGGGAGCCCUACCUGCUCGGUCUUGCUGGUACUCUUCCCUACCUUGCAACAUCGCUGAGCACUCUGUACCUGAGCUGGGAUCUGAACCUCGAAUGGCCCUCGACUUCAAACUUUGCAAACCACAUCUACAUGAACCAUGAUUCGGCGCAAUACUGGCUGAGCCUCCUUGAACCCAUUCAGCUCGGAUACGGCGCCAUCAUCAUCUCCUUCCUGGGUGCAGUCCAUUGGGGCAUGGAAUACGCCGAGAAGACGCCUCAUCCCCAACGAACAAAGUUCCGAUAUGGUAUGGGUGUUGUCGCGCCUAUAAUUGCCUGGCCCUCCCUCCUCAUGCCCGUCGAAUAUGCCCUCACCUCGCAAUUUGCCGCCUUCACCUUCCUAUACCUCGCCGACAUCCGAGCCAAGAACAAGGGCUGGACCCCCCAGUGGUAUGGAAUCUACCGCUUCAUCCUGACUGGCAUUGUCGGCGUCUCCAUUUUUGCCAGUUUAGUUGGCCGCACCAAGAUUGGCAACGCGCAACCCCACAUCGGCGAGGGUCUAGCCGAGAGCAUGCACCUAGGCAAGACAGACACCUCCAAGAAUUGGGCAAAGCUUGAAGAGGAGGAGAGGAAGAAGCAAAAGAAGGAGAAGGAGGAGGCUGAGAAGAAGAAGAAGGAAGAGGAGAAGAAGCAAAAGGAAGUGGAAAAGAAGAACGCCAAGAAGGGUGAGUCCAAGGACAAAACCAAGAAGGACGAAAAGAAGGAUGACAAGAAGGGCGGCUCAGAGAAGAAGGAAGACGAGGGUAAGGAAGAGGAUGAUGAGAAGGAGGAGAAAUCCGAUUCUAAGGACGAGUCCAAGGAUGAUGGCAAGGAUGAGGGCAAGGACGAGGGCAAGGACGAGGGCAAGGACGAAAGCAAGGACGAAGGCAAGAAGGAGAAGAAGGAGUAA